Messenger RNA from Penicillium waksmanii, 1464 nucleotides. RefSeq lists its product as uncharacterized. Gene Ontology annotation, molecular function: acetylglucosaminyltransferase activity. Lineage: Eukaryota; Fungi; Ascomycota; Eurotiomycetes; Eurotiales; Aspergillaceae. Bases 1 to 1464 code for a protein of 487 amino acids. The record is from RefSeq and is a predicted model, not a curated record. The transcript is spliced from 3 exons.
AUGCAGAUCCUCUCGUGCCAGCGGAGCAGAACCACCAUUCUGUUGACGGCGCAGGCGCCUCCAGAAAAUGAAGAAUCAAACUUCAAAACCAUCCCGCAAAAGUCGAAAGAACAGCAACCAUUCUCCAAACUCGAAAACUACGAAUGCAACAUCGACCUAGACCUAAUCCGCCCCUACAAAUCCUACGACGACACCCACGUGAAAUACUCAAGAUGGGACAUCGCCACACCGAACAACCAGCUCUGGACCUCGACCUCGCCAAUCCAGGCCCAAUGGUCCAAUACAAGAAACUUCCCCCCCUCAUCCUGCAAACCAAUCGUCAUUGAAGCGCCCGCUCCCGAAAAAGUCGACGCGUCGCACAUAUACGUUGGAUUCGCAACGACAAUUGAAAGACUACACGCCGACAUCCCGGCCUUCGCGCACUGGGCCUCGAAUAACAAUCUCCACAUGUUCGGUCUACUAGAAGAGCGGGUCGUGGAAGAAGAUCUCGGCGACGGAAAUGGGACUCAGAUCUUUGCGAUUGAUCGAUCGGAGGAAAUUGCUGCGAUGGAGAAACGCGCGGCUGAUUUGGGUAUUCGGUUAUCCCUCUCGACCUCGCAGGCCGAGUAUACGGAUCGAUACUUCGCGCUUACAAAGAUCAUGUAUGAGAAUCGGGAUCGGGACGGUGUCAAGACCGAGUGGGCUGUGGUCAUUGAUGAUGAUACUUUCUUCCCAUCGAUGGGGAAUAUCGUGCGCCGUCUGCGCGACGCUUACGAUUCGCGGAAGAAGUGGUAUGUCGGUGCGCCGACUGAGAGCUUCGAACAGUUGAAAGGGAAUAUGUGGAUGGCGUUUGGUGGGGCGGGAAUUUUCAUGUCCAUGCCUUUGAUUGAGGAGAUGAUUGGGUCGUUUGAUGAGUGUGAUUUGUGGAAGGGGCCUGGUGAUCAGAAGAUUGCGCAGUGUGUCUAUUGGCAUACGAAGACCAAGUUGACUUGGGAUAAGGGGCUUUUCCAGCUUGAUAUUAGCAAUGAUGUUUCUGGGUUCUUUGAAUCGGGUCGAUCUUUGCCGCUUUCGUUGCAUCAUUGGAAGUCCAAUUUUGAUGUUGACAUGGUGCCUCUUGCGAAGGUUGCUGCGGUUUGCGGUGAUAAUUGUCUGCUUAAGAGGUGGCAGGUUGGAGAUUCGCGACAGUGGUUCUUUACCAAUGGAUUUUCUUUGGUGAAGUAUUCUGCUCCGUUGACGGAUGAGGAGAUGAAUAGUAUGGAGUUCACGUUUGAGGAGGACUUUUGGAAGCCGAUGGAUGACUAUGCAUUUAGUCUUGCGCCGUUGCGGGAGAUGGAUUGGGGCAAGGUCUCGUUUCAAUUGCGUGAUGCUGUUCUUGAGAAUGAUGGACAGCGCGUGAGACAGAUCUAUGUUCAUGAGCCGGACUUCUUUGACGACGGUCGCACGGAGGUUCGCGAGGUUGUUUGGAAUAUCAUUGAGGAGGAGUGA